CAGUUACAAUGUCUGCCUACGAGGAGAACGAGUCCAAAUUUAUGAGAAAAGCCAAAGAGAAUCCAUUUGUUCCUGUGGGAAUGGCUGGCUUCUUCGCCAUCGUCGGCUACAGACUGUGGAAGUUGAAAAGUCGCGGGGACACCAAAAUGUCCGUGCACCUGAUCCACAUGCGCGUGGCCGCCCAAGGCUUCGUGGUAGGAGCCAUGACUGUCGGUGUCAUUUAUACAAUGUACAGGGACUUCUUCGCCAAACCAAGACUAGAACAGAACCCCACGCAAUCCAAGUGAACAUGGACUCAACGCCUUUUAUUUAACCUUCCUUAAUAUUACCUCAUAUUAAGGUUUAUUUUGUACUGAUCGAUUGCAUCUAUGUGCAAGUUAAUAUUAGAUUUGAUAACCUGUCUACACAAUAGUACUGUAUGUGAAACGAUCACCCGCUUAUAAACACACAGGUUACAGUUAUAAUUCUUGAUUAUUUAAGGCUAAUUGUUUGUGUUUAGAUUUUGAAUGGUGUGGGAGUGACAUUGAAUUGGUUAAAAUAUAUUUAUGGGAUGUAAAUAGGCUAUGACUAUAUAGGGGGAAAAAUAUUUUGUUUUGUCUUUUCGAUACAUCAUCAUUAAUGUACUGAUGCGGGGAUUGGUAUUUUUAUAUUUUGCCAAAUCAAAAAAAAUCAGCAUUGUGAUUUAUGUUGACUCAGGUCCAUUUACAUUGCAAGUGAUGCUUCAUGAGAGGCAAAUGAAGCGGUAAGCAUAAUGUACACUGUAAGUACAGUUAUAGUAUAUAGCAUGUUGUGCUAUAUUGCACCGAAAUGCCUUAUGUGACAGCUAUUUUCAAUGUGCUCCAAACAACAAAGCGUAUGAGGGAAAAGUGGUUAAGAUUGCACGACUGUCCGUGUUUUUGUUAUGUGUCAUCUUUAUUUUACUUUCUGUUAACUGUUUUGUAAAGUGCUUUGUUACAGCUGCAGCGGUUGUAAAAGCACUAUAUAAAUCAGGAUGUCUUGUAUUGUGUAUGCUCAGGCAGUUUCAGUGUUUGUAUGUUUUCAUGGUACUGAAAAAUAAAUGAUCAGUAUGUCAUAA
Messenger RNA from Hippocampus zosterae (dwarf seahorse), 1075 nucleotides. It is a transcript of the gene higd1a, whose product is annotated as HIG1 hypoxia inducible domain family, member 1A. Gene Ontology annotation, biological process: mitochondrial respirasome assembly. The coding region runs from base 9 to 287 and encodes 92 amino acids. The record is from RefSeq and is a predicted model, not a curated record. The transcript has 4 exons. Gene Ontology annotation, cellular component: mitochondrion. Lineage: Eukaryota; Metazoa; Chordata; Actinopteri; Syngnathiformes; Syngnathidae.